Messenger RNA from Alligator mississippiensis (American alligator), 2993 nucleotides. RefSeq names its product fibrinogen-like protein 1. Bases 152 to 1522 code for a protein of 456 amino acids. The transcript has 5 exons. The record is from RefSeq and is a predicted model, not a curated record. Lineage: Eukaryota; Metazoa; Chordata; Crocodylia; Alligatoridae.
UCAGCCCCUUCAUGCAGUUUGCUUUGAGCCAGCCUGUAAGAGGAGUUCCCAGCCCCUCACAGCCCCUCUGCAGAGAAGCUGAGACAGAGGGACCCUGUUGUGAGUCCUGGCCCUCACCUGCAGGUUGUGUGUGGCUGGAGGCAGUAGCAGGAUGGAAGUCUCUUUCCCCUUUAGCUGGUGUCUGUGCCUUGGCUGCCUCCUUCUGCUGUGGCUGAAGCCAGGGAAACCAAGCUCAGACAGUCCAGAGUGCAGCCCAAGGAAAGACCCUUUGUGCUGGGAGUCUCUAGUGGCAAUGCCCCCUUCCCAGCCAGAACCUGGCUGUGACAGGCUGGGAGGAUGCAGGCUCCACUUCCUUGCUCCUGAGGAGCUGCCAGCCCUGGAAGAGGUGAGGGAUGUCCCAGAGGAGCAGCAGAUGGAGUUCAGGCAGAUCCUGAAACAAGCCGGAGAGGGUCACAGCAAGCCAAGCCCUUCCCGGGCCAGGAACCUGCUUGACCGUCUCCAAACAGUGGAAGCCAGCGUGGCGGCCGUGGCAUCCAGGCUGCAGAGGCUGCAGGAAGAGAACAAGCUCAACCUGAGCCGUGUGGAGGAGAGACUUGACUCCCUGGUGGUCCUGCUGAUGGGAAUCCUGUCUGGCUGCAAGCUGUCCUGCGAUGAUUCUGUCCUGAAAACAUCCAUCCUGGAAAGCAGACGCCUCAAGACACUGGAGACAAAGGAAGAGGCGCAUUUGGUGCUGAAGGGGAUGGGGCAGGUGGGAGCACAAGAUUUAGGAAAAGAGCACAAAGCUGAGAAGACACCAGCCUCUCUGGUGGAAGCCUCCAAGAAACCAGACCAGAGCUUCCCUCGGGACUGUGCUGAGAUCUACAAGCAGGGCAUCCAUGAGAACGGUAUCUACACCAUCCAGCCCAUCCCGCUCCGGCAGCCUUUUGAGGCAUACUGUGACAUGGUGACAGAUGGGGGCGGCUGGACCGUGUUCCAGCGCCGGCAGGACGGCUCCCUAGAUUUCAAUCGCACCUGGCAGGAGUACUGCCUGGGCUUCGGCAGCCUGCAGGGCGAACACUGGCUGGGCAAUGAGCAGCUGCAUGGCCUGACGCACCUGGGCCAGCACACCCUGCGUGUGGAGCUGGAGGACUGGUAUGGUGUCCAGCGUCACGCCAUCUACCUCAAGUUCAAGAUAGCCAGUGAGGCCAACAAAUAUCGCCUGACAGCCCGGGAGUAUCAGGGCAAUGCUGGCAAUGCCCUGAGCUACAGCCACCACUACAACCAUGACCACAAGUGCUUCACCACCUGGGACAGUGACAAUGACAACUACCCCAUGGGCAAUUGCGGUGCCUACUACGGGGCCGGCUGGUGGUUCGACUCCUGCUUGGCGGCGAACCUGAAUGGCAAGUACCACCGGGGCCAGUACAGUGGGGUGACCAGCGGCAUCUAUUGGGGCACGUGGUACAUCCUGACUGACAAGAAGACUAAUCAGAAGUAUUCAUUCAAGAAGGCAGAGAUGAAAACCAGGCCAGGUGGCUUCUAGAUGGAGCCCAUGGUGGGAGCAUGGCCGGGACUGGGGCCCUGAUGCAUAGACAUCAGUCUGGCCACAGGGAUGCACUUACCCAUGCAUGGGCUUGCUGGACACUGCUCUCAUGGGAAAGUGUGUGAAUGCCUUCACUCAAGUCCUUUCCACCCAUGGCUUGGAGAAUGCAGUGCUGGGACUGAGCCCCAGAGCAAGGGAAGAAAAGGCUUCUCUACCUGGGACAGAUAAGGAUACAGGAUAAACCACCCUUCCCAGGGCUGGCUUCCCAUCCUCUUGUCCCAAUCAGCAUUCCCCUCCUCUUCCCCAGCAUUCCCCUCUGGCAGCAGCUGGCCCUUUAAAUUAGGCAGGGAUGCACAGCGGUAGCCCUAAGGGGACCAUUUGGUAAUGGGCUGCUGCUAGCUGCAUGGCAUUGUCUCCUUCCCUGGCUGACACGGUCCAAGCUCCUGGUACGUUUCCUUACCUCUUCUUCCCUUUGCUGGCCUGUUUUCACAAGUGUCUUGGGUUGGAGACAGGAGUCUGAGCUGUGCAGUGCUGGGGAGCUGGCUUGGCAGGAGAGUUUUGUAGCCAUGGACUGCUUGGCUCCAAAGAGGAGCAGGCUGGGCCUUAGCUGAAGGGACAAUGAGCCUUGAGUAUUGCUUGGCUUGUUGCUUGCCUUGGUGAGUCUUGAAUUUGGGGAGUCCAGCUAUCCCUACCUGGUGCCUGGAUAAAACACCCAGAGAGCUGCUACAUUUGGGGAUGAGGCCCCAUGUGCGUCAAUAGUCUAUUUUGUACGUGAAUUAAAACUUAGUUUAUUAAUAGCAGCAUUUGCCUGUGCACUGAGUCAGCCUGAUUCCUGCACAGGCAGGAUGGGGAAAGGGCAGCAGUGCCUUGGAGCUUCCUGUCUGCUUUGAGGGGAUGUUAGGAGCCCAGACACUUAUUCGAGCCAAGGUUUCUUUGUCUAAUUGUCCAAAAAUUCCUUCUCCCUCUUACUGUCCUGUCCUCCACCCCAGAGGUAGCUGUGCUUUUGAGUGGGGAAAACACAGUGUUGUGACUGGCUGACUUUACACCAGGAGGGGAAACUGGAGGACAAAAGUGAUUCUGGAUCUGGGGAACACCAGGAAGACAAGGCUCUUGCUGCAGCAGCUGCUUUGAUUUCUAUCCUGUGGAAGUGGGACAGCUCUCCCCAGGCUGGCAGCUCCCUCCCCCUCCUCUACCCUGUAAUCAGGCUGAUAGGUUGCUUUUGCAAGGCUCCUGGGCUGUCUGCAUCCCCUCUGCUAUUUAUAGCUGCUUCCUUGCAGCCAAGACCUCCAUUAAUGAGCAGGAUCUGAGGGCUUCCUAGCAGCCCCAGGCACUAAGCAGAGGCACUGAUUAAACAGCAGCCCUUCAGCUGGGGAGGGAGACGCACAGAAGAUGCUUGUCCCUGCUGCAAGGCUUUGAUUUUUCAGACUCAGAGGGCUCUGCUGUGCUGAGCAGGACCCCAGACAGCUGAGGA